Pocillopora damicornis (cauliflower coral) is the source of this 3151-nucleotide messenger RNA. Its product is annotated as aprataxin and PNK-like factor. Gene Ontology annotation, biological process: double-strand break repair. NCBI's taxonomy places the organism in Eukaryota, Metazoa, Cnidaria, Anthozoa, Scleractinia, Pocilloporidae. Gene Ontology annotation, molecular function: 3'-5' exonuclease activity; DNA-(apurinic or apyrimidinic site) endonuclease activity; protein binding. The record is from RefSeq and is a predicted model, not a curated record. Gene Ontology annotation, cellular component: site of double-strand break; nucleus.
UUUCAGACAUAAUUUAAAAUUGCACUUAGCUUUAAGUCAACUUUUUAGUUGAGCAAUUGUUAAUCUAGUACUAUGAGAUUACAAUAGAAAUGUCUUCCUUUUACUUAAGACCUCUAAAUGGCGAAAAGGACAUUGUGGUUCCCUUUGGCAAAACCACGAUCGGAAGAGGUCCUUUACUUGGGGUGACAGACAAACGAGUGUCUAGAUCGCAUGCAGUACUGGAGGUGAAAGAUGAAAAUCUUACUAUUCUGCCCCUUCACAUCAAUCCAACCUUCUUGAAAUCUUCUGAUGGAAAGAAGUUUGUAAGUUUGAAGAAAGGCAAAACCAGAGUCCUGAUUGAUGGUGAUGUUAUUGCAUUGCUUCCAGACAGCGUGUGCUUUAUGGUUGUUUGUCAGGGAGACUCACUUGAGAAUGGUGUAACAGAAGAACAAGUGGGAAUCUCCAAGAAUAAGAUGUUAGAUAAGCUUCUUACUAAGUCAAACAAGGCUCAUGAUAAGGAAAAACCUACAAAAUCAUCAGACACACCCACAGAUAUGUUGCUGGAUGAAUUCAUGAAUACUAAGCCUUCCUUAGGAACAUUUUCUGCUGAUGCAUUUACUAAACAUGCCAAUGUGAACUUCACAAGCAGUAAACCAUCCAAUCAAGACACAAUUACAGCUAAUUCCUCCUUCUCUGUGAUAGAAAAAGAUGUGAUACCACCAUACAGACCAUUGGUAGAGCCUGCACCUUUGCUGCAAAAGACACGCAAACUACCCUCAUGGUUAAUAGAGUCAACAAGUCAAAUAAAAUCUCCUGCUAAGAAUUCAGUUAACAGGAGAGGGAGAACUUUGGUUAGCCAAAAUGUAGAGAAGAAAACAGCCGCAGAUAACAAAGAAAGAAACAAAAUCACUUGGAGGGAAAAAUUGUUAGCGAAGGAGGAACAGAAGGUUUCAGGCAUAGAUGAGGAUUUUACCAUGGGGGAUGAUGAUGAAUCUGAGCAUUUGAAGGAUAGAGGAAAGAACAAAUUUGCAAAGAAAAGAUCAUCUACAAGCAUUGAAGACAAUGAGGAAGAUGUCAAACCCACAGAAAGCAAGAAAACAAGAACAAGCAGAAUACUAGGGAAUGAAAAUGAUGUUUACAACGAGCCUUCAGGACCGAAAAGUAAGAAGGAUAUUUGUAAAACAUUUUCAGGAGAUACUGAUACUGGUGGAAGUGAUGAUGAGAUGUCUGCAUCCAAAGUAGAAAGAACCCAAAUGAAGGAAAAUGAAAAAGAAUCAGACAAAAUGAAACUUCCACCCUGUCCUUAUGGAAAGAAAUGCUACAGGAAAAAUCCUUUGCAUUUCAAAGAGUAUUUGCACCCUGACAAGGAUAGUAGUGAUGAUGAUGAUGAUAAAGUGGCUGGAGAUGAUAGUGAUGAUUACAGACCUGUUUGUCCUUAUGGCUCCAGUUGUUACAGGCAGAACCCUCAACACAGAAAAGAUUUCGAACACACUGAUGCCGUAGGUCCCAAACAUAAAACAACAAAGAAAAGGAAAAACCUUGAUGGCACAAGUGAUGAUGAUGGGCACAAUACAUAUGAUUACAAUGACAGCUUCUUAGCUGAUGAUGCCAGUGAUGUUAAGGAGGAUGGUAGUAGCUACUCAGGGUCUGAUGACCCUGAUUGGCAGCCAGUACAAGGUGAUGAUAAUGGCAAGGAGGAUGUCAACCAGUUGUUACAUGAGGCUAAAGGGUUUCUAUGCAAUAAGAAAAUGACAAAACCAGUUUGAGAAACUUUUACAGUGUCCAAUUGUUAGGUAACCGAAAAUGUAAGUUUUUAUUAAUACACAAUUGUAGCAAGUAGAAACCUUUUUUGUAAUUUGAGUUCAUUCUUUUAACAUGUGUAUGUGGAGUUCAGAAAAAUUAGGAAGAGAGGUGCUUUUUGUGUUCUUUCCUGUAUUUACUGGUGGUUAACCUGUACAUACAAAGUAAUGUACAUGAACUAGAACUAAACAAGUAGUGUGAGACACUUCAUAGAUGAAUUUUUGAAUGAGUAGCUUCAGUGUUGUCAUUGCACAAGAAGAUAAACACACAAUAAUAUAAGUUAUAAGGCUAAUAUAGACCUACAUGAAGGGUUGCAAAUGUUACUUUUCACCUAUUUUGUCACAAGUUCUCAGCCCCAUAAUAGAGGAAAGUGUAAACUCUAGUAAUCAAGUUUUAUCUUUGAAACUAUACAAGACAACAGUGGUCAUGCAUUUGAUAUCCGUAACUUUGUUCAUUGUAAAGUAAUACCAUAGUAAUGAUGGUAACAGAGAUGUAAAAAGCUGAUUUCUCAUAACUGAUACUUUUUCAAAUCAUUAUUUCACAAAUUCAGCUUCAAAGAAUGAUGGAAUUGGUAACUUGCGCACAGUGUAGCAGCUUGAAAUGUUGUAUGGCCUUUAUUAAUAACUUUUGUAAAAUUAAUACUUUUGGGAAAUGUUAACAAUGAAGUGUUAUGAUUUGAGAAUGUCCAUUUAAUUACGUCUUCCAUAAUAAUGAUUAAAUAAUACAUAUUUGGUUUUAUUUUUGGUUCAAAGAUGUUCAUAUUUAUCAAUUAUUCCAUGAGCCCACAUUGGAUAUGACGUGGUAAAUAGUCAAUAAGGUUUGUAGUGCUGAGUUGGCUAUAACUAAACUCAUAUCCAACAAGCAUGAAUAGAAUAAAUUGUUUUAUUUAGUUUUGUUAAAUCCUGAAGUUUGGAUAUUUAGAGCCUUUUUUCAACCCUGCAACAGUUGAUGCAAUGCAUUUCCAUAUAAAGUUAAUUGGAAUUUGAGCUGAUAACUGUUGUUGUGCAAAAUCAAUUGGAACACUGGAAAUGCAAUAUUUUGGAGCUGAAAAUUUAAUAAUUUUGAUUAGCCUGACUCUUAAUUAUCUGGAUAAUUUAUCCCAUUGCCCACAAGUCCUGUUAAUCUAGAUUUGACCCUACUCUGAUGCUAAUAUAGGCACAACGUAAUGUUGCAGCACAAGAAAGAAAACAGCAUGCUGUUCUAAAUUCUGGAAGAUACCUAUAUCCAAGCAACACAGGUAUCGAGUGAUGACUAGAAACAAAAAUAGUGUUGUGUACAUUAACCUUUUGGUAGAUGUGCAGCAUUACACUCUUCACCAUGUAAACAUUGUGUGAAAGUCAUUGCACUAAAUAAACAUACAUAUGCAUUGAAA